Brienomyrus brachyistius is the source of this 1416-nucleotide messenger RNA. RefSeq names its product deoxynucleoside kinase. Gene Ontology annotation, biological process: nucleobase-containing compound metabolic process. The transcript has 7 exons. Gene Ontology annotation, cellular component: cytoplasm; mitochondrion. Gene Ontology annotation, molecular function: ATP binding; deoxyguanosine kinase activity. Bases 126 to 920 code for a protein of 264 amino acids. NCBI's taxonomy places the organism in Eukaryota, Metazoa, Chordata, Actinopteri, Osteoglossiformes, Mormyridae. The record is from RefSeq and is a predicted model, not a curated record.
UUGCGCGGCUAUUCAAAGCAGAACUGCUAUCCAAGGCUCUCAGUGACUCUACCUGAAGUAUUUUAAAAAUAUUAUUUGUUCUUCUUUCUGUUUUGUAGUUUAUUUAUUUUUUUCAAUAAAUUACAAUGGCGACCCCUCCAAAGAGAACGUGUGUCAGUCCGGUUCUUGACAACAGUUUUGAAAAGAGGAUUAAGAAAAUAUCUAUUGAGGGAAAUAUAGCUUCUGGAAAGUCAACGUUUGUUCGAAUGUUGGAAAGGGAGUCUGAAGAAUGGGAGGUCAUACCGGAACCAAUCGGCAGGUGGUGUAACGUGCAGACCACGGAGAAUGAGUUCGAGGAGCUGACCACCUCUCAGAAGAGUGGCGGUAACCUUCUGCAGAUGAUGUACAACAAGCCCAGCCGUUGGGCUUACACCUUCCAGGGUUAUGCGUGUCUGAGCCGUGUGCGCUCCCAGCUGCAGAAACCCUCGAUUAAGCUGCAGCAGGCAGAGAAACCGAUCCAGUUUCUUGAGCGUUCUGUCUACAGUGACCGGUAUAUCUUUGCAUCCAACUUAUAUGAGUCUGGGGAUAUGAAUGAAACCGAAUGGGCAAUAUACCAGGACUGGCACAGCUGGCUUCUGUCACAGUGUGAAUCAAAGAUUGAGCUUGACGCCAUCAUCUACAUGAGAGCUGAUCCAGAGACGUGUAUGCAGCGUCUGCAUCUACGGGGACGAGAGGAGGAACAGAGAAUCCCUCUAGAGUAUCUGGAAAAACUGCACUACAAACAUGAGUCCUGGCUGUACCACCGCAACAUCUGCACGGACUUUGAGUACCUGAAGGAUCUCCCUGUACUUGUUCUCGACGUGAACGAGGAUUUCAAACGCGACACAAUCAAACGAGCAGAAGCGAUAGACAAGGUGAAGGAGUUCCUGAGCAGCCUGUGAUAGCCGAUGGGUGCUUUCCCACUCUCUGCCGGAGGUCCACGCUGUCCGCUCUGCGGGAAAUGGACACACAAAAGAUCAUGCAACACAAGGACCUUCUCCCAACAGCAGCGCUUAAAUAUUUUUUUUGUUUUAUUGCAAUGGAUAUUGUACAUUGUAAUGCCAUUUUACAUAAUUUAUUGGUGUGUGUGUGUUUGGGUUUUAUACAUGAUUUAAAAUUUUCUAAAUUGUAACUUUUUUUUGUAGUUGAUCCAAGAGAAAUUUACUGGCCUAGGUAUUGAGAUACCCCAUUCAUAUCUCAGGUGUGUGUGUGUGUGUGUGUGUGUGUGUGUGUGUGCUUGAUGUUUCCUCUGGAUCAAGAGAUGGGGGGGGGGAGUUGUAUUACUGGAAAAAAAUACAGACAUCAGACCAUUGUUGUACAUAUAUAUAUAUUUAUUGUUUAGUGAUGCCAUGUGGCCUCACUGUCAAUGGAUGUAAACAAUUACAUCACUUAAAGGCC